This is a messenger RNA of Elephantulus edwardii (Cape elephant shrew), 3443 nucleotides long. It is a transcript of the gene MYBPC2, whose product is annotated as myosin binding protein C, fast type. The transcript is spliced from 28 exons. Gene Ontology annotation, molecular function: protein binding. Lineage: Eukaryota; Metazoa; Chordata; Mammalia; Macroscelidea; Macroscelididae. Bases 24 to 3443 code for a protein of 1139 amino acids. The record is from RefSeq and is a predicted model, not a curated record.
GGAGACGGUCCCCUGCUGCCGCCAUGCCUGAGCCAAAGCCAGCAGCCAAAAAAGCCCCCAAAGGGAAAGAAGCCCCCAAAGAAGCUCCCCCAAAGGAUGCUCCUGCAGAGCCCCCCAAAGAAACUCCACCUGAGGACCAGUCCCCCACAGUGGAAGAACCCACUGGGGUGUUCCUGAAGAAGCCGGACUAUGUGUCUGUGGAGGCCGGAAAGGAUGCGGUGGUCGUGGCCAAGGUGAAUGGGAAGGAGCUCCCGGGCAAACCGACCAUCAAGUGGUUCAAGGGGAAGUGGCAGGAGCUGGACAGCAAGAGCGGCGCCCGAUUCUCCUUCAAGGAAUCUCACGACUCGGCCAGCAAUGUAUACACCGUGGAGCUGCACAUUGGGAAGGUGGUUCUGGGGGACCGUGGGGAUUACCGGCUGGAGGUCAAAGCCAAGGACGCCUGCGACAGCUGUGGCUUCAACAUCGAUGUGGAGGCUCCACGUCAGGAUGCCUCUGGACAGAGUCUAGAAAACUUCAAACGUUCGGGGGAAGAGAAGUCAGAAGAUGCAGGUGAGCUGGAUUUCAGUGGCCUGUUGAAGAAGAGGGAGGUGGUUGAAGAGGAGGAGAAGAAGAAAAAGAAGAAAGAUGAUGAUGACCUUGGUAUCCCACCUGAGAUUUGGGAGCUCCUGAAAGGGGCCACAAAGAAGAGCGAGUAUGAGAAGAUUGCCUUCCAGUAUGGCAUCACUGACCUUCGCGGCAUGCUGAAGCGGCUCAAGAAGGCCAAGGUUGAGGUCAAGAAGAGUGCAGCCUUCACUAAGAAGCUGGAUCCAGCCUACCAAGUGGACAGGGGCAACAAGAUCAAGUUGGUGGUGGAGAUCAGUGACCCAGACCUUCCUCUUAAGUGGUACAAGAAUGGCCAGGAAAUCAAACCAAGCAGCAAGUACGUGUUUGAGAAUGUUGGCAAGAAGCGAAUUCUCACCAUCAACAAGUGCACGCUGGCAGAUGAUGCUGCUUAUGAGGCGGUUGUCAAAGAUGAAAAGUGCUUUACUGAGCUCUUUGUGAAAGAACCUCCAGUCCUGAUCGUCACACCCUUGGAGGACCAGCAAGUGUUUGUUGGUGACCGUGUGGAAAUGUCGGUGGAGGUAUCAGAAGAGGGUGCUCAAGUCAUGUGGAUGAAGGAUGGCGUGGAGCUGACCCGAGAGGAUUCCUACAAGGCCCGGUACCGCUUCAAGAAGGACGGCAAGCGACACAUCCUCAUCUACUCAGAUGUUGACAAGGAAGACGGGGGUCGCUAUCAGGUCAUGACCAACGGCGGCCAGUGUGAGGCUGAGCUCAUCGUGGAAGAGAAGCAGCUGGAAGUGCUGCAGGACAUCGCCGAUCUGACGGUGAAGGCCGCCGAACAGGCCGUGUUCAAGUGCGAGGUGUCUGACGAGAAGGUGACGGGCAAGUGGUACAAGAAUGGGAUUGAGGUUCGCCCCAGCAAGAGGAUCACCAUCUCCCACAUCGGGAGGUUCCACAAGCUGGUAAUUGACGAUGUCCGUCCAGAGGAUGAGGGCGACUACACAUUCGUGCCUGACGGCUAUGCCCUGUCCCUCUCGGCCAAGCUCAACUUCCUGGAAAUUAAGGUGGAAUAUGUACCCAAGCAAGAGCCACCAAAGAUCCACCUGGACUGCUCGGGGAAGACCUCGGAUAAUUCUAUUGUGGUUGUGGCUGGAAACAAGCUAAGGCUGGACGUGGCCAUCACCGGGGAGCCCCCUCCCGUUGCCACCUGGCUGAAGGGAGAUGAGGUUUUCUCGAGCACCGAGGGCAGGGUCCACCUUGAGCAGCGGGUGGACUGCAGCAGCUUCGUGAUUGAAAGCGCUGAGCGAGCGGAUGAGGGACGUUACACCAUCAAAGUCACCAAUCCCGCAGGCGAGGACGUGGCCUCCAUCUUCCUGCGAGUUGUGGAUGUCCCAGAUCCCCCAGAGGCCGUGCGGGUCACCUCAGUUGGAGAGGAUUGGGCUGUCCUGGUCUGGGAGCCCCCCAAGUACGAUGGUGGCCAGCCUGUCACUGGGUAUCUCAUGGAGAGGAAGAAGAAGGGCUCUCAGCGCUGGAUGAAGCUGAACUUUGAGGUCUUUACGGAGACGACCUACGAGUCCACUAAGAUGAUUGAGGGCGUGCUCUAUGAGAUGCGGGUCUUUGCCGUCAAUGCCAUUGGAGUCUCCCAGCCCAGCAUGAACACCAAGCCUUUUAUGCCCAUUGCGCCCACAAGCGCACCCUUACAUCUGACGGUAGAGGAUGUGACAGACACCACCACCACGCUCAAGUGGAGGCCUCCAGACAGGAUUGGGGCAGGUGGCAUCGACGGGUACCUGGUGGAGUACUGCCUGGAGGGAUCAGAGGAAUGGGUCCCCGCUAACACGCAGCCCGUCGAGCGAUGUGGCUUUACCGUCAAGGAUCUCCCCACUGGAGCAAGAAUUCUCUUCCGGGUCGUCGGGGUCAACAUCGCAGGUCGCAGUGAGCCGGCCACCCUGGCCCAGCCGGUCACCAUCCGGGAGAUCGUGGAGCAACCCAAGAUCCGCCUCCCUCGCCAUCUUCGCCAGACUUACAUCCGGAAAGUGGGGGAGCAGCUCAACCUCCUCAUCCCCUUCCAGGGAAAGCCUCGGCCCCAGGUGGUGUGGACGAAGGGUGGCGCCCCGCUGGACUCAUCACGAGUGCACGUGCGCACCAGCGACCAGGACACGGUGCUGUUCGUGCGCCAGGCCGCGCGCACUGACUCCGGGGAGUAUGAGCUGAGCGUGCAGAUUGAGAACAUGCAGGACACGGCCACCAUCCGCAUCCGGGUCGUGGAAAAGGCAGGGCCAGCAGAGAACGUGAUGGUGAAAGAGGUGUGGGGCACCAAUGCCCUGCUUGAGUGGCAGCCCCCCAAAGACAAUGGGAACAGUGAGGUCACUGGCUACUUUGUCCAGAAAGCCGACAAGAAGACUAUGGAGUGGUUCAACGUUUAUGAACACACUCGCCAAACCUCCUGCACUGUGUCCGACCUCAUUGUGGGCAAUGAGUAUUAUUUCCGCGUCUACAGUGAAAAUAUCUGUGGACUCAGCGACUCACCUGGCGUCUCCAAGAACACAGCCCAUAUCCUUAAGACAGGACUUACCUUCAAGCCACUUGAGUACCAGGAGCAUGACUUCCGGACAGCUCCCAAGUUCCUGACACCCCUGAUUGAUCGCGUGAUCGUGGCUGGCUAUGCUGCUGCUCUCAACUGUGCUGUCAGAGGCCACCCCAAGCCGAAGGUGGUCUGGAUGAAGAACAAGAUGGAGAUCCGUGAAGACCCCAAGUUCUUGAUGACCAAUCACCAAGGGGUCCUGACCCUCAACAUCCGCCGCCCCUCCCCGUUCGACGCAGGAACUUACUCCUGCCGGGCGGUCAAUGAGCUCGGGGAGGCAUUGGCCGAGUGCCGGCUGGACGUCAAAGUGCCACAGUGA